Molecule: messenger RNA, 1880 nt
Organism: Mobula hypostoma (lesser devil ray)
Lineage: Eukaryota; Metazoa; Chordata; Chondrichthyes; Myliobatiformes; Myliobatidae
Product: protein disulfide-isomerase A3-like
Exons: 13
Coding region: 120-1610 (496 amino acids)
Biological process (GO): response to endoplasmic reticulum stress; protein folding
Cellular component (GO): cell surface; endoplasmic reticulum
Molecular function (GO): protein disulfide isomerase activity
Source: RefSeq, a predicted model, not a curated record
CUGACUCCGGGUGCUUCCGUCUCUAUUGCUCUUUCACUUUGCCAUCGCUCGGGGAAGUAGAGGCUGGCGGCCGUGUAGAGUAGUGGUACUGAGGAGUGAGCUCACACGAAGCCGCAGCCAUGAUCCGCUUUCUGCUCCUUGCCUGUACUGUCGGCGCGUCGCUGGCUAGCGACGUGAUCGAGCUGACGGACGACGACUUCGAGGAUCAGAUCGACGACUACGACUUGGCGCUGGUCGAAUUCUUCGCUCCCUGGUGUGGCCAUUGCAAACGAUUGGCCCCAGAAUAUGAAACUGCUGCCACUAGGUUGAAAGGAAAAGUUCCUCUAGUUAAAGUUGACUGCACUGCAAAUUCAAACACAUGUACCAAGUAUGGAGUUAGUGGGUAUCCAACUUUGAAGAUAUUCCGUGAUGGUGAAGAAUCUGGGUCUUAUGAUGGUCCUAGAACAGCAGAUGGUAUUGUCAGCCAUUUGAAGAAACAAGCAGGACCCAGCUCUGUUGAACUUAAAACACUGGAAGAAUUGGAGAGUUUUAUUAAUGAUGCCGAUGCCUCAGUUAUUGGUUUCUUUGCUGACCCUUCUAGUACAUCGCAGGCAGAUUUUCUUAAAGCUGCAAGUGCAUUGAGGGAGAGCUACCGAUUUGCACACACCAACACAGAAGAACUAAUUAAGAAAUAUGACAUUAAGGAUGAAGGCGUUAUCUUGUUCCGCCCUCCAAGAUUAGCAAACAAGUUUGAGAGCAGCACUGUUCAAUAUACAGAAGCAAAAUUCUCAAACGCAAAAAUAAAAAGAUUUGUUCAAGACAAUGUUUUUGGUAUCUGUCCCUUCAUGACUGAGGACAACAAAGACCAAUUAAAGGGAAAGGACCUGCUGGUAGCAUACUAUGAUGUAGAUUAUGAAAAGAAUCCAAAAGGUUCCAACUACUGGAGAAAUAGAGUGAUGAAGGUUGCUCAGAAAUUCCUGGAAGCUGGUGAAAAACUGCACUUUGCCAUUGCCAGUCAUAAAACCUUUGGCCAUGAGCUCUCAGAAUUUGGCUUGGAUACUGUCAGUGGUGACAUUCCUGUAGUUGCUAUUAAAACAGCAAAAGAUGAAAAAUAUGUGAUGCAAGAGGAGUUCUCGCGUGACGGAAAGGCAUUGGAGCGUUUUCUUGAGGACUACUUUGCUGGUAAACUGAAACGUUACUUGAAAUCUGAGCCGAUCCCGGAGACGAAUGAUGAACCGGUUAAGGUUGUAGUAGCUGAGAGCUUUGAUGAUAUUGUAAAUGAUGGAACAAAGGAUGUCUUGAUUGAAUUUUAUGCUCCCUGGUGUGGCCAUUGCAAGAGCCUUGAGCCCAAGUAUAAAGAGCUUGCAGAGAAGGUGAGCAGUGAUUCCAAUAUUGUCAUUGCCAAGAUGGAUGCUACAGCCAAUGACGUGCCUUCACCGUAUCAAGUUCAAGGGUUCCCCACAAUUUAUUUUGCGCCAAUGGGUAAAAAGAAGAAUCCAAAGAAAUAUGAGGGAGGCCGUGAAGUUAAUGACUUCAUAAGCUACUUGAAGAAAGAAUCCACACAUCCUCUGAAUGCAGUGGUGGAAGAAAAGAAAUCCAAGAAGAAGAAGAAGGACGAGGAAGCUCUGUAAAUGACUGGAAACAGCACACUGCUAACAUGGUUAUGCAAGGAUUAAUUGGAGCCGGGGUUGGGUUUAGCGAUUUGGUGGUGGUAUAGUCACUUUCUAAGAGGGUCAGCAGUCUGCCAUACCAGUUCCAUUUCUGUAUCAAUUUUACGAUGCACUAUCAAUGAGUUACUGAUUCAAAAGGGGGCAGAAAUUCAGGUUUUGUUUUGGUCUCAUUUUGUACUGGUGAAUGUUUUUGUACAUUUUGAACAAUAAACCCCUUUAAACCAAACUGAU